GCAACAAAAAUAUUGCCUCCGCCAUCACGUUUGCAUAAACCGAUCCAAUUAUCAGUGCCACAACAACGGCGGACUGAGCAUCAUAUGUUAUCCGACCAGUGUCCGUCAUUAUAUUAACAUCAAUAAAAUAAACGUUGGAGCGUUCAGUGCAUCGCUGAUCGCCAAAGAGUCGCGACGUGCGCGGUCAACACCACGUUCUCAGUUACAAAAUAAAUUCACGUUUUAAUAAGUGUUUCUAUAAGUUUUUGGAAUAUUAUGGCCGAAGGUGACGUGCCAUUAGUCACAAGUUUUGGCGGCAGUGAAAUUGAAUUUGGCGGGAACGGAACGAAGAUGACAAAAGCUAAUUCAAGGAUGUCUACCUUGCUGUUCUGGCAGGGGAAGGGCAAAGCCAACGGGGCGCCCAACGGCAGGACGUGGAUUCAUGCCCCGGACGCCCUUGUCAAGGGACACGUCGCAUACCUCGUCAAGUUCCUAGGCUGCACGCAAGUAGAUCAGCCCAAGGGUAUAGAGGUCGUGAAGGAUGCGAUUAAGAAGCUCCAGUUUACGCAACAACUUAAGAAGUCCGAAGCUAAAGAUGGCGCGAAAUGCAAGAAGGUGGAGAUCACCAUCUCCGUAGAUGGGGUUGCCAUACAGGAGCCAAGAUCAAACAACAUAAUGUACCAGUUCCCGCUCCACCGGAUAUCCUACUGCGCGGACGACAAGGGCGCGAAGAAAUACUUCUCGUUUAUAGCCAAAGGUGGCAGCACUGUCAACGGAAUGAACGGCCAUGAUGGGCCCGCUGAGAAGCACGAGUGUUUCGUGUUUAUUUCUACGAAAUUGGCGUCAGAAAUCACUCUUACUAUCGGGCAGGCUUUCGAUUUGGCUUACAGACGGUUCUUGAACGACAACGGCAAAUACAUCGAGAUGCAGAAGAUGCAGCUGCAGAACAAGAAGCUAGAGUUACAGAUGAACGCGUACAAGAGUCGCUUACAGGAGUUAUCAAAAAUAACGUACAAGGACGAUCUCUCGUCGUACCUGGCUCGCAACAAGCUGUCCGACAUCACCGAGUUCAAGCCGCCACCGGAGCUGGAGAAACAGAUCUCCUCUCUCACUCUCUCCAACGGAUUCGCGAACAUGAAUGGAAAUAACUCUGAGAUGGCUCGCAAUAAAACGGAUGUGACGGAGUUUAAACAACAUCCGGAGUUAGAGAAACAAGUCUCUCUCACACAUAACGGCUUCACGAAGUCUAACGGCAGCAGCGAGAUGGGCACAGACGCGUUGUCAAACAACUCGACAGACACGUUCAACUCGAGUAACGACAAUAACUUGUUGCUGUCGACGCCGCCGCCGCAGCACAACGGGAAACACAACUUCGGCACUGGCAAACUCCUGGGUGAUUUGUCGUCCAGCAAGAACCCAUCAGUGGGCACCAAGCUUGAGGGACUGCUGCUCAAUUCUGACUCAGACAGUGACUUCGACCCGCGCGCCUUCGAGAGCGAGGCGCCGCGCUUCCCCGCGCCGCAACACGACCUCACGCUCGCCUCGCCGCCGCCGCUCUUGGCGCCCCCACCAAAAGCGUCUAAACGUCAAACAGUUCAGCCCCCCGCCAUGAACGGCAGCGACUUAUUCGGUUCGGCGCCAUUUUCCCCGCCGACGCACCCGCCGCCCGCGCUCCCGCCAUUCCCCACCACAAACAAACCGAAUUACGACAUCACGGACUUCAACCUACAAACAUCAGUUUUCAACACGACCUCCUUCACAAACGGCCUCAGUGGAUACGACCCGUUUGACACGCAGAAGGCUGGCAACAUUUUUGGAAACGGAUUCAAUAAUACUUUCAACGGUUUUGGGAAUCUGAGCGAGAAGCAAACUGUUGAGCUUGACAGCAAUUUCAAUGGAUUUCUAGAUAAAACUAUUUCGGAAAUGAAGGACGGAUUCAGCCGGGGCAUCUCAUUUGGAAACGAUGAUUUUUCAAUAGACAACCUGGAUCCCUUGAAGAAAAAUUAAAAUACAACAUUUUUCAUAAAAUUAAAUCGCAUAGUUAAAAUUUAGGUGAAUGAAAACCAUUGUUUUAGUUCACACAGCAUAGUUUAGACAAAUGCAAUAAAAUUAUUAACUUUCAGGAAUGUAUUUGUGGAUAAAAAUAUAGUUUUAAGCGCUGCGUGAACUGAAACGACGUUUUUAACGUAUGUGUUGCCAUGUUAUUGGUUACAUAAUAAUAUUUGAUGCGUUCGUGAUAAUAGAUUAGAUUUAUUCUGCCAACGUUUCCUUCCUAAAUCUUGAAUCUCGAAAUUUAACCAGUAAUAUGACAAAACAUUGAAAUUGUAAUGAAAAAAAGUAUAUAAAUUUUUUUCGGUGAUAUAUUAUGAAUAUAGAAAGCGCGCGAAAUCGCUCAAUGUCAUUCCGAGUGCCUUAAUUAUACAAUAAUACGAAAUUUUUACAAAUAUCUUAAAAAAAAAACAUUUCUCCAAUAGGUUUUUUUAGAAUAAAAAUGUAUUUUGGUAGAGAAAAAUGUAUUUUAGGGGGUAGAGGACCAAAUUUUUAUACAAUUUGAUUUUUGAAUUUGAAGAUUGCCUCAUAUUAUUCUGUGAUAAUUCUUUUCAAGUUGAGGUUCUUCAAAUUGUAUUUAACGUCCAAAAUAUCGACUGAAUCGGGAAUUAUAGGAAUCUAACUGGAUUUGUAAAUAAACUAACAUUGUACACAAGCGUUACAACUGGCAAUGUUGAAAACGAAAUUUAACUGCUUUUUGCAAUAAAAAAAAACUAAAUGCGAAAUCGAUCGAUUUAAUAGUCCGCCAACAAAAGCACAAAACACAAAGUUGCCAGUUAAAAAAUCGUAGUAAUUACGAAUGACAUUGCAGCUACAAGGGCCAACAUUCCAUGAACAUACCUAUUAUAAAAUUAACUAUUUUUACUCUGAUUAUUAUAAAUAAAUGUUUUAUUUUUAAAUGUGUAUGAUAGUGUUCGUAAAACUGUUGUAUUGAAUAUGUGUCAUUAGUGUUAAUGUUUUAGUAUUGUCUACGCUAAUGUUACUGUAAGGCCAAAAAAUAUACAUAAUUGUGUAUUUUCAAUAAUAAAUUUAUAUUUAUAAUA
Messenger RNA from Trichoplusia ni (cabbage looper), 3071 nucleotides. RefSeq names its product PTB domain-containing adapter protein ced-6 (gene ced-6). The transcript is spliced from 12 exons. The coding region runs from base 256 to 1986 and encodes 576 amino acids. Lineage: Eukaryota; Metazoa; Arthropoda; Insecta; Lepidoptera; Noctuidae. The record is from RefSeq and is a predicted model, not a curated record.